This is a messenger RNA of Scomber japonicus (chub mackerel), 10712 nucleotides long. It is a transcript of the gene megf8, whose product is annotated as multiple EGF-like-domains 8. The record is from RefSeq and is a predicted model, not a curated record. Gene Ontology annotation, molecular function: calcium ion binding; protein binding. The coding region runs from base 325 to 8997 and encodes 2890 amino acids. The transcript has 44 exons. NCBI's taxonomy places the organism in Eukaryota, Metazoa, Chordata, Actinopteri, Scombriformes, Scombridae.
AGGCCUCUCUUACUAUGUAGUGACCGAGAUUUAGAAACAUAACUUAACCCGCAUUUAAGACUACAUAAUGAUGAAUUACUCUCCAGAAUGACUUUAUCCUGACAUAUUUUGCAGCCACUGACGAUUGCGCAUCUGGAUUAAGACGGAGCUUGCUAAUGCUAAGCUAGCAGGCUACCAUUAGCCAGUGGUUGCCCUCUGCAGUGAUUCCUGACCACUAGCCUCCUGCUAAUUUAGCUUGUUGUCAGUCCUGAGCAGACACGGACCAACAAGUCAGCUCAUGCGAUAGCUAGCGAUAAAAGGGGGUCUCCGAAAAUGUAAAUUACCAUGGGGCCAAAGAGACGGGAACUGGUCGUGCCAGUGAUGGCCUCCCCCUUCCCCGUCUCCUUCAUCCUGGUGGUUCUGCUGUUUGCUGAGUCGCCUGUGUGCCAGGCAGGGGACUGCAAGGGCCACAGGCAGGUGUUGAGGGGACCACCAGGUUAUGUUACAGAUGGACCAGGAAACUACUCUGUCAAUGGGAACUGUGAAUGGCUUAUCAAAGCUCCCAGCAACAGUCAUCGCAUUGUCUUGAAUUUCACCUUCAUGGACACAGAGUGUACCUAUGAUUACCUGUUUGUGUAUGAUGGAGACUCCUACCAGAGCCCUCUUUUAGCCAGUUUGAGUGGCAACACUCUUCCGCAGCCCAUUGAGGCCAAGUCUGGCAAGAUGCUUCUUCAUCUCUUCAGUGAUGCUAAUUACAACCUACUGGGCUUCAACUCAACCUACACCUUCUCCUUGUGCCCUGGAGCCUGCGGUGGUCAUGGCCGCUGUGAUUCGUCUACAUCAAAGUGUCAGUGUCAUCAGGGUUGGGGAGGAGCAUCUUGUACAACCCCUCUGUGUCCCCAGGCUUGCUCUGUGCAUGGCCAAUGUGACAAGAAAGGAGAGCGCUGUCUGUGUAACCCAGGCUUCAUGGGUCACAGCUGCCAGCUCGGUCUCCAUGAUGACAGCGGGGCAGGGCAGUGGUGGCGUAUAAGCGAGGAAAACCCCUACACUCCUCCCAGGACAGGUUCUGCUGGCGUGUACCUGUCCUCCACCAGAGCCAUGUACUUGUUUGGUGGGUUUGACCUAAACAGAGCUCUUGGUGACUUGAUCAAGUACAACUUCACAUCCAACCAAUGGGAAAGCAGGUCUUAUGGUCAUGCUCCUGUGGCUCGUCAUUCCCACACAGCUGUAGAGUGGAUGGGUAACAUGAUUAUCUUUGGAGGAGAGCUAGCCAAUGGCUCCCUGGCCAGCGAUGUCUGGAUGUACCGGCCACUGCAGGAUGACUGGCAACAGCAUGGCUUUUCAAGUUCACGUGGCGCUCCUAAACUGGCCAAUCAUGCUGCAGCUGUAGUAGACAGUUACCUCUAUGUAUUUGGGGGUCGCACUGAAGAGGAUAUGUUCUCUUCUUCUCUAUUUCGGUUCGGUCUGCAUGGCUCUGGACGGUGGGAGAUUGUGCAGUCCACUGGUGGGAAGCCCCCGGCCACCGCUGGCCACUCCCUUGUGUUUCACAGCCCUUCCAGGACGCUGCUAGUCUAUGGAGGCCACAGGCCUACCACUGCCAGGUUUAGUGUGAGGGUGAACAACACAGACGUCUUUCAUGUAGACAGACGGUUUUGGACAUCUUUCCGUUCACGUUUCCCAGCGACGGGCCCCAGAGAAAGAGCUUUCCACUCAGCCACCGUCAUUGGAAACUAUAUGGUCGUCUACGGGGGGAAUGUACAUAUUCACUACCAAGAAGAGAAGUGCUAUGAUGAGGAGAUCUUCUUUUACCAUUUGGGCUGUCAUCAGUGGGUGUCUGCUGGGGAGAGAGGGUCACUCAAUGGGGAUGCUGUGCGGGGGCGUUACUCUCAUGUUGCUGCUGUUAUGGAGGGACGAGUGCUGCUGGUUGCUGGGGGUUACAGUGGUGUUGCCCGUGGAGACCUCAUGGCUUACAAAGUUCCUCUGUUUGUCAGUAGCGAUCAAGGUGAUAGGGAUGCUGUUUGUGCUGAGGCACUAGACGAAAGUAUGUGCCUGAAGAACCCGGAAUGCAGCUGGUGUGAAGGCAGAUGUAGAGAGUACCAGCCCACUAAUCCGUGCGGCAGUAAUGGUUGCCUGGGCCUGGCACGCUUCCUGUCUGACUGCCAGUCCUGUCUGGUGUUCAGUGGCACUCCAGCCUCUCUAGCCCGUGCUCCUGGUGAAUUUGGCUGGUGUGUUCAGAAUGAGUCCUGCCUACCAGUGUCAGAGCGAAGUGCGUGCCGUGUGGACCAGAUCUCAGGGGCGUACGGCUGGUGGGGGGAGCGUACCCUUUUCCUAACCUCCCUCCACUCCUGUCGCACCGAGAACUAUGUCCCGGGACUGCACCUGCUCACCUUCCAGCACCCCCGCAACGACUCCCAGCCUGACAAGGUGUCCAUCCUCCGCAGCACCACCAUCAUCCUUAGCCCCACCACAGAAAUGGACGUUGCCCUGCAGUUCAGGGGCUUCAUACAUCCGUUGUGGGGGGCCCCUCCACCUGCACACCCUCCCACUGAGACUGUCGCCAUAUGGGCUCGUAUCCAGAGGCUCCACUUUGAGGCUCGAAUGGCAUCAGGGCCCAACUCCAGCCAUCUGGAGGUGGUUGGUCGUUGGGCAGCGCAGCAGGAGAAAGAGUUAAAGCUGCUUGCUCGCGCGGAUGGGAGUAGACUGUUCUCUAACCUGACCAGGGGCAACUAUUACCUUGUUCAGGCUGAGGGAUACCUUAACAACUCAGGCUCAGGACAGACCAGUGAGAUGGCCCUGACCUGGAACAGAACACUGCCUGGAGGGAGUGAGAUCUCAUUCCUGUUCCUAGAGCCGUUCCGCUCAGGUACCUGCUCUGGGUACAUGUCCUGUCUGGCCUGCCUGUCUGACCAGUCUUGUGGCUGGUGCCCGACUUUGUCCCGCUGCCUGCUGCGGGACAGUCCUGACCUCGAGCUCUGCCCUGAGGGAGAGAAAGGAGAAGGAAAGGUAGACGCACAGCGCCAUCUACUGCUGGCCCCCCAGCACUGCACCUUGUGUGAAGAGUACAGAGACUGCUCCGCUUGUACUCAGGAUCCUUAUUGUGAGUGGCAAAUAAACUCCAGCAAGAAAGGCGACUACCAGUGCAGUAGACGAGGAAGACUAGAUGGAUCCAUACGUGAUCCUAGGGGGUGUCCUAAAGUCUGCAACCAGAGGAAGACGUGUGGUGAGUGCCUCUCUAACUCCAGCCAGUGUGCAUGGUGUGAGUCAGCCCAGGCCUGCUUCUAUUUUGCUGCCUACCUGACAAAAUAUCCCUAUGGAGAGUGCAGGGACUGGUACGACAGUGUUCAUUCAGUUCCGCAGUGUAAGCAAUGUUCAGCUUUAAACACCUGCACAGACUGCCUGCGAACUUUUCAGUGUGGCUGGUGUGGCGACUACAAUAAUCCCACAAUUGGAAAAUGCCUGAGAGGAGACUGGGCUGGAAUGGACGACCCCUCCGUGUAUAACUGCAGCGUGGCUGUUGCUGAAGCUCGAGCUGCAAACCCUGAGCCUCAGACCUCGGCCCCGCCACGACCCCUGGAAAUGGAGUUGGAGUUGGAGCACUUGGACGAUGAAGAACAAGAUGCCAUAUGGUCCUACCCUACCUGCCCUGAUGUAGAGGAAUGCAGGCUGGGUCUCCAUAACUGCCACCUCUUUGCCACCUGCAUUAACACCCCUACCUCUUAUGAGUGCCACUGCGAGAGAGGUUACACAGGGGAUGGUACUUUGCACUGCAACCAGACGUGCUACAAUGAGUGUCGUGAGGGUCAGUGUAGUGGCAGCCCACGGUUUGAGUGUGAAUGUUCCCUGGGUUGGACAUCUGACCCUGCCACUCUGGUUCUGAGUGGUGUUGAAUGUGAUGUGGACUGUGGCUGCAACUUCCAUUCCACCUGUAUCACUGCACCAGGCAUCUGUGAUGAAUGCCAGGACUGGACAACAGGGCCCCACUGUGAGCACUGCCGUCCAGGUAGCUUUGGUUCAGCCGUCGCUGGUGGCGGCGGCUGUGUCCAAUGUGAAUGUAAUGGCCAUGGAGACCCUGUCCGAGGCUACUGCCACAACCAGACGGGCCAGUGUUACUGCACACAUAACACUCAGGGACCACACUGUGAGUCCUGCCUGCCUGGUUACUACGGAGACCCCAGGAACAACGGCACAUGCUACCGCCAGUGCCAGGGUCGUUCUGUGCUGCUGUCUUCCACCUCCUCAUCUUCCAUGCCUGUCUCCUCUUCACUGGGAUGGAGAAGUGGCACAGAGGGGAAAGGAGGACUCUCUCAUUGCCUGUGGGUCCUGUCUGUGACUGAGAACCUGGCUCCCUGUCUACCUAGACAGCUGUGCCCCCCUGUAGCCCUCACUCUACACCCAGACUCUCAUACAUAUUGUAAAAGCUCCUAUGUCUACGUGUUUGAUGGCCUUCCUCGCUUUUUGGGUAAUGGUGUUGUGCAUUCAGAUCACAACCUGAUCGGAGCGUUUUGUGGCACCACAAGAACUCAGCCUAUCACAGUUGAGGCCACCUCAGGUGUAAUCUCAGUCUAUUUUGAGGCAAACGUGUCUUCAAACAAACCUCAAGGCUUCAAUGCAUCUUUCUGGGUGCGGCGGUGUCACCAGAGCACUGACGAUGGUGAAGAGGGGUCACCUGUAUGUCCAGGUGGAGCCCUGUGCCAAGGGGGCCUCUGCCAGUGCCCUCAGGGAUACGGAGGACCUCACUGUGACCGGCCCAUGUGUCCUCAGGAUUGUGGAAUAGCAGAGGGAAGAGGAACUUGUAAUAUAUCUCUUGGAGUGUGUGUGUGCUCAGACAGCUGGGCUGGCUCAGACUGCUCUGUUCCUCGGGACUCCAACAGCCUGGUCUGGGAAACACUGCUGGACACACAGCUGACAGUGAACCAGGCCCACAGGUUCCUCCACAGGAUGGGCCACUCCCUUGUGUCUGGACCUCAGGGCAACCUCUGGAUGUAUGGAGGACUCUCUCUGUCAGAGGGCAUUCUAGGAAAUAUCUACAGAUAUUCUGUGGUAGAGCACCGUUGGACGCAAAUGUUGACAGGUUCUGUAGAAGAGGGCUCUACUCCCAGCCCUCGCUAUCACCACGCCUCUGCACUGCUGAGCACUCAUGACUCUGGUUCUGGAAGCCACGGAGCCAGUCACAGCUUCAUGCUUGUGGUGGGCGGCGUCAUUCAAAACGGUGUUGCCAUGGACACCUGGACUCUCAAUCUCAGCAGUUUAGUCUGGAGAGAACACAAGAGCACAGUGCUGCCUCCAUUGGCCGGUCAUACUUUAACAGUACGUCGAGACUCCUCUGUGCUCUUGAUAGGAGGUUACUCUCCAGAGAACGGCUUCAACCACCAUCUGUUGGAGUUCAGCCCUCAUACUGGAAACUGGACCAUUGCUCCCCACAUUGGCACACCACCUACAGGUUUAUACGGCCACUCAGCAGUCUACCAUGAGCAGACUGAUGCCAUCUAUGUGUUUGGAGGCUACCGUUUUCACGUAGAGACUGUGGAGCCCUCAGGAGAGCUUUACAGUCUGUACUAUCCAAACCUUACCUGGUCUCUGUUGGUCCCUUCACAGGGCAAUAAGCCCCUGUCACGUUUCUUCCAUGCUGCAGCCCUGAUGAAAGACACCAUGGUCAUCGUUGGGGGAAGGACAGAAGCAGAGGACUAUAGUAACUCUGUGUCUCUGUACCAAAUCAACUGUAACACCUGGAUACAACCAGACUCAGCUAUAGGUGAUCCAGUUAAUCGCUCGGUAUCUCUUGCCAUGACGAGCUGGGCUGGCCGUCUCUUCCUGUCAGGAGGCUUCAAUGGGGUCACGUUGGGACGACUCCUAACUCUAACUGUUCCCUCUGACCCUUGUGCACUGCUGCCCACUCCAGAGGCCUGCAACACCACCACAGGCAGCUGCAUUUGGUGUAGGGGAACCUGUGCUUCUUCUGAUACUGCUGAGAGAAUGGGCUGUUUCACUGGCCAGUCUCCCUGUUCCCCGACCCCUCGUCAAGCAGACCAGUGCCGCAGACUUAAGACCUGCAGUGAGUGCCUUGCCCGUCAUCCCAAGACAUUCUCCAGUCCAACACAGUCUGCGCUACAGUGUAAGUGGUGCACAAACUGUCCAGAAGGAGCCUGUAUCAGCAGCUCUGUUAGCUGCACGUCUGAACAUGACUGUCGGAUUAACCAGCGAGAGAUCUUCCUGUCCAGCAACUGCACUGAAACCAGCUGUGAGGCAUCAGAUUGCCCCAAGUGCACUGCUUCUGGAAAAUGCAUGUGGACUCGCCAGUUCAAACGCACAGGUGAGACGAGGCGCAUCCUGAGCGUGAACCCCACCUAUGACUGGACGUGUUUCAGCUAUGCCCUGCUCAACGUCUCACCCAUGCAGGUGGAGUCAUCUCCCCCUCUGCCAUGCCCUCCUCCUUGCCACACUCUCCAUAACUGCAGCCUCUGUCUGGGGUCUAGAGGCUCUGAUGGAGGCUGGCAGCACUGUGUGUGGAGCAUGGCUCUGCAGCAGUGCAUGAGUCCAUCUUUCGUGCCCCUGCGAUGCGAAGCGGGUCAGUGUGGUCGGCUGCUCUCAGGGGGAGAUUCCUGCUCUCCCCAGUGCUCCCAGCUCACCCAGUGCUCCCAGUGCAUUGCCAGACCUCAAUGUGGCUGGUGUGCGACACGAGGGGGCAAUGGGGCUGGACGAUGCCUCCAAGGAGGACUUGAUGGUGUGAGUGAGGGUGUUUGCCCCCUGAGAAACAGCAGCUGGUCUUUCCUUCACUGUCCAGAAGAGGACGAGUGUGCCAACAGCCAUCACCACUGCAACACCACCCAGGACUGUCAUGACCUACCCCAGGGAUACCACUGUACCUGCAAACAGGGUUAUAUACUCAGCAGUAUUUCUGGUCAGUGUGAGCCGGUGUGUGCGCAGGGCUGUGUGAACGGGACUUGUGUAUCACCAGGAGUUUGCCAGUGUCACUUUGGGUUUGUGGGAGACAACUGCUCCUCUCAGUGCAGCUGCAACAAACACAGCAACUGUGAAGGUGUUAACAAACCAGAUGUUUGCAUUGAGUGCCACAAUAACACCAUAGGUAAACACUGUGAGAAGUGUAAGCCUCUGUUUGUGGGCUCUGCCAAGGGAGGUGGCACAUGUCGUCCAUGUCGGGAGUUUUGCAAGGGGAACAGUGCUGUGUGUUUAUCCCGGGAUGAACAUAAGAAAGCCAUUGAGAACCCACGACUCUUCCCCCUGGACCCCAACAGAAUUGAGGACUGGGUGUUAGAGGGUCCCACAGAAGAGAAUGCUGUGUGUGUGAGUUGCCAGAACAACAGCGUAGGGGACAAGUGCGAGAGCUGCCUCAGUGGCUACUUCCUACUGCAGGGGAAGUGUGAAAAGUGUCAGUGUAACGGGCAUGCAGACACAUGCAAUGAACAUGAUGGCACAGGUUGCCCCUGUCAGAACAACACAGAGACCUCCUCUUGUCUCGGCAACCCUCAAAGUGACCGGAAAGACUGCUACAGGCAACAGUGUGCCAAGUGUAAAGAUUCCUUCAAUGGCACACCGGUGAAUGGGCGCCAGUGCUACCGUCAGUUCAACGUGGACACCGAGUGCUGUUUUGACCCCACGUCCCAGACAAACUGCUUCCAUGAUCCCACCAUCCGCAACUUGCCCAGGGGACGCACUGUGUUCUUCGCUGCCCAACCAAAGUUCACAAAUGUAGACAUUCGCGUCACAAUUGACGUUACCUUCGGUGAGGUGGAAGUGUAUGUGUCCAACUCUCAUGACACCUUCAUUGUGGAUGUGGACCGGCAGACGGGGAUUCACACCAUCAAGAUCGAGGAGGAAUCAGUGACUCGGGGAACAGCAACAGGGACUGACAAGGAUUCACCUCCUUCCCCAAUAAAGGUGUUUGCCAAUGCCUCGUCCAGUCUUGGGGGUCCCAUGCUUUCCCACAACCCUUUGCAGCUGCAAGCCAAAUCCCAAGGAACAGAGAGAGAAAUCAGAGCAGAGCGGGCUGAAGGACUCAUCACCUACAUUACUGUGUGGAAACCGCAAACAGUGCUGAUCGUCCAUAGUGUUAGGGAUCGCGUGGUCAUCACCUUCCCCCACGAGGUGCAUUCCCUGAAAUCCAGCCGCUUUUACAUCGCUCUCAGAGGUGUGGGGACAGAGCAGAAACAGGGAGAGUCCCAAGGCCUGCUGUUUCUGCGACAGGACCAAGCCCACAUCGAUCUUUUUGUCUUCUUCUCAGUUUUCUUCUCCUGUUUUUUCCUUUUCCUGUCCGUCUGUGUCCUUUUGUGGAAGGUUAAGCAGUUCCUAGACUUCCGUCGGGAGCAGCGUCGCCACAUCCAGGAAAUGACCAAGAUGGCGUCUCGGCCCUUCGCCAAACUCACCAUAUAUUUAGAGCCGGAGGAGCCUCAGCUCAUCUACCUUCCUUCAUCUGGUGGAGGGGUGGGAGGCGGCACUGUAUCUCUUGCUCAUGCCCGCACGAGCAAGUUAGGGGGUGUAGUGGUGGGCCAGAGGGGCAGAGCAGGAGCUGUCUCCUACAAACAUGACCCAGGUUCUGGGCCCACAGCCCACCACCACCAUCACCUCACCCUGGGUGGCGGGGGCAACAGUGGCCAACAUCUGCCCCUGCACUACCUAAACACCCACCACUAUGCCAGCACCACUGCUGGCACCCCGGCUUCACAUAAUCACCACCCAUCCACAUACAGCGGCUACCAGCACUUUUGCCGCUCUGACCCCUUCCUGUCGCAGCUCAUGGGCUUUUCCUAUUCCUCCUUUAAGGUAGGGCCCAUCACCCUGGAGCCCACAGACGAUGGCAUGGCUGGGGUUGCUACCGUCCUAUUCCAGUUGCCUGGGGGUGUCUUGGCUCCAAAUCGUGCCUGUUUGGGCUCUGCACUGGUUACUUUGCGGCAGAACCUGCAAGAAUACUGUGGCCACGGCAAUGGAGGUGGACACCCAGGGGCAGGUGCAGGGCGCAAGGGGCUGCUCGGGCAUCAGCACCUGACCACUAUGGCUAUGUAGGGAAAUUAAAAAGAUAUAAAUAAAAGUAGACAUGAAUUAAAAAAAAGAGAUGGGAUAAAUCUGUAAAGUAUUUGAUAUAUAAUAAAUUAAAUUUUUUGAAAGAAACAUAGCCGCAAGGCAAAGAUUAAGUCCAAAAGAAACAUGUUAUGUUAAAGAGUCAGGUGUGAGCAUUUUGAACAGAGUUGUACAUACACUGUAUAAUGAGUUAAGUGUCUUUUAUUCUAUUAUGUAUUGCUAUACUGUAUGUCAGUGCUUCACAUGACCAAGCCGGCUGUCUUUAGAAUGCACUACUGCUAUACGUAUCAAUGAAGCAAUGUCACAUCCUGUCUGUGAUCACUAUAGAGGUAUGAGCACGCUCAGCAGUCAGCCUCAAACAAAGACUGAAGCUGGACUGUUGAUGAAAUUCUUGUCAUUGACCAACAGAGGUGUUAAGACAGACAUCCGCUCACUUUGGAACCAACAUGUGCUUUAUGCCCCAAGAAAGUGACAAUCAAAAUUGCCAUUAAGAACAAAAGACUUUUAAAUUGGUGCAGCGUAAUGUGCAAGAUUUUGAUUGUCAGCGCAGGGAAAAAAAAAAAGUCAAAGUUGCUUGUCAGAUGGUUUUUAUAUCAUAGUCGAUAUGGGUGAUUUAUAAUUGUUACUCAAUAUAUGGCAGGCUUCUAAGCUACAAGGUUAUGUUAAACAGACCCUUGAGUAUAUUUUUGCAUAUUCAUCCAUCUGUUCUGUUACAUUAUUUGUUUUUCUGCUCAUCUGCCUUCACUUCUUGCCUUGUCUCUGAGUCAACUGGCUUACACUUAAUACUUGUGUUAUUGGAAAAUUGUAGUGCAGGUCCUGGAAGAUAUAAUAACAAUAACAUAUGUUACAUUUUGUUUCUGUACAGUUUCUUUUUAAAAAAAGAAGAAGGAUGUUUUUAAUCUUAAUCCUCAAUUCCUGACAUUACAAUAAUGUGAUUUCACAACAGAACUCGUCCAUUGAAAUGAAGAAAUUACGUGUCCUUUUGCAACAUGCGAUUACAUUUUUUUCAUGUGAAAUGUAUGUUUGUUUGGCUAGUUAUGCUGGACUGCUUUCUUCAGGCAACUUGUCUGCUUAGAUGAUUGUAUUAGCCAAUCAUAGCUACAGUUUAAUAAAAAAUAAUAUUAAUUGGGAUGUGGCAAAAAAACAUUUUUUAGAAUAUAUGGUAAAUAUUACAACAUUGGGGUUACAGUGAUAAUGGGAAGAGUUUCAUUAGUGCGUUCUCCUGGUGAGAGACUUUGGAAAGACUUUAAUUGCAAUGAGACUGAAUUACAUGUUCAAUGGUGGAUGUUGACAUUAGGUUUUUUUUGUUUGUUUGUUUGUUUUUCUCUUUUCCUUUUUGCACUGCAUGGAGGCAAUGUGCCCCAUUAUUCAUGUGAAACACUAAAAGGCAAUGCCGUCCAGCCUCAGUGGACGGAUGGCACACAGUGUUAUGGAGGAACUCAGAAUGGUGCUACUGGAUUUCUAUCAUUUGAAAAAGGUUUUUGUCAUGAACUGAAUACUCAAGCUCAAUUAAAUACUGUCAUUAUUUAUAGCAGGCCCCCACAAAUAAGCAUUAAUACUGUUUUGUUUAUUUUUUUGUCUUGUAUGUUUUUUAACAUUUAUUUUUGUACAUAACUUUUGUUGUUUUGUUUUUUUUGUUUUCAAAGAAGGGAACAGUGUUGUACAGAAGAUUGCGUCAAAGAGUCGGAUGAAAUAAAGUC